AGAAAAGGAUACAAAAAAUGUGUUUCCUUCGAAUUAACAAUACCGAUGAGAGACCUUCACAUUUAUUAGCGAUUAGUAUACAUCUAGUGUAAAGUGUUAGUGCAAUCUAACUUGUUUUAAACAGAUACAGCAUUUAUAAUGUCAAAACUUCGGUCGGAAUUGUCUCCAUCAAAACCCAAAGCGAGACAUAGCAUUGCUGUCUUGGACACGACACCUCAGAGGCGCACUUCAUUCUUAAACCUGCACAUCCCAGAUUCUCCAUGGAGAAGGUCUCUCAGUCACAUACAUCUUCCGACAUUUAAAAUUACAACACCCGAUGGAGAAAGUAAUCGAAAGUUUUACUUUGGUCUCGGUUUCAGGAGACAUUCACAUAACACCCUUCACCAAUCGGAGUCAAUGGUGUCUCUAUGCUUUCGUUCUUUAGCUGGAUAUGUAAAUGAAGAUAACUUGCAAGGUUUGCAGUCGUUUUUGGAAAAUAAGCAAGUGCAGGUCGAUGAUAGGGAUGAAAAUGGCACCACAGCACUCAUGCUCGCGGCCCUCAAAGGUCGAAUUUCGUUUGUCAAAGAAUUGCUAUCUCACGGCGCGGAUCCCAAUGCUGAAGACAACGACUCAUGGAGUGCCCUUCUGUGUGCCUCGAAGGAGGGAUUCGCGGACGUUUGCCACGAGUUGUUGGAACACGGAGCGAUGGUCGAUCACAGAGAUAUGGGGGGAUGGACGGCAAUCAUGUGGGCCACGUACAAGGGCCGCACGGAUGUAGUUAGUCUACUAAUCAAUAGGGGCGCCGACAUAAACGCGCACGGAAAUUAUCACAUAUCUUCCCUGCUUUGGGCGGCGGGUCGGGGUUACACGCAAAUUGCUCAGGCACUAAUUAGUCAUGGCGUUAAAGUUAAUGUAGGCGAUAAGUAUGGAACGACGGCACUGGUGUGGGCGUGUAGAAAGGGACACACCGAAAUCGUCCACAGCUUACUACGAGCAGGUGCCAACGUCGAUACCGCUGGCAUGUACUCUUGGACGGCGCUAUUAGUGGCAACUCAAGGUAAUCACGUGGAAGUAGUAAAUUCGUUAUUAGAAUAUAAACCUAACGUAAAUGCGUUGGACAAAGACGGAUGCAGUGCCUUGACGAUCGCUUGCAAGGAGGGAUUUUACGAUAUCGCUGCCGCCCUUAUGGCGGCCGGCGCGUACAUUAACAUUCAGGAUCGCGCGGGGGACACCAAUUUGAUCCAUGCGGUCAAAGGUGGCCAUAGGGCAGUUGUCGAGGCACUUUUAAAGAAAUACGCCGACGUUGAUAUUUGCGGGAAAGAUAAAAAGACUGCUUUAUAUAUGGCUGUGGAAAAAGGCAAUGCGUCUAUUGUUAAGUUGCUUUUAAAUGCUAAUCCAGAUUUGGAAGUUGCCACUAAGGAUGGUGACACACCUCUACUAAAAGCUGUACGCUCAAGAAAUUCCGAAAUUGUUCAACUACUACUGGAUAAAAAAGCUAAAGUAUCGGCAGCCGACAAGAAGGGAGACACCGCGCUUCACAUUGCAAUGCGCGCUCGUUCCAAAGCUAUAGUGGAAAUACUACUACGUAACCCGAAGAACAGCCAAUUGUUGUACAGGCCAAAUCGUGCCGGCGAAACCCCCUACAAUAUUGAUAUAAGCAAUCCUAAGACAAUUCUCGGGCAAAUCUUUGGCGCACGGCGUUUAAAUACUAACGAAGAUAACGAGAAUAUGUUAGGUUACGAUUUGUAUAGCAGCGCUCUUGCGGAUAUUCUAAGCGAACCGUCACUUUCAAUGCCCAUCACGGUGGGAUUGUACGCGAAAUGGGGUAGUGGUAAAUCAUUUCUUCUAAAUAAAUUGAGAGACGAAAUGAAAAAUUUCGCUCGUGAAUGGGUCGAUCCGAUGUUCCAAUUUACCGGCCUUCUCUUCUUCGUUGUUUUGCACAUAUCAGCGAUUAUUGGAAUUAUGGGCGGCUUGGCCAUUCAAAGUUGGUUGGUGGGGGUGUGCUUAUCUGUUGGCGUUUUAGCAGUUAUCUACAUAUUUCUGGCGUUGGUCUGGUUCGCUGGUAAAAGGUACGACUGGGAUUGGCCUUAUAAUUUUAAUUUAAAGCUUACUAGAAAAAUGAAUAGUUUGAAAUUGAUUUUGCAAGUUAUGUUUUGUCAUCCACCUGGGACAAAUGGGUCCGAUGUGAUAUCUGCUCAACCUAUUCGAUUUUACUUUACUGAUCAAACCAGGGUAAGCAGUACAAUUGCAGGUGAAAAUUGUAUUGUACAAAUGAUCGGGUCCUUGUAUGAUGCAAUUGAAAAUGAUUAUGGCUCAUUAGCAACUCGUUUAUAUCGCGCUUUCAAACCUAAACCAGUGAAAUCCUCAUCAUGGAGAUUAAGGAAAUUAUGCUGCGUCCCUUCAGCUGUAAUAUUCGAAAUAACGCUUAUAUGUAUAUUACUUGGAACAUGUGCCUUAACCGUCUUCUUGCUGCGGUUAAAUUCAGAAACCCACAAUCAACAUUCAGAAACGGAACGCCUAAGUUUGCAUAUAAUAAUGAUCACCUCAGCUUUAUUUUUGGGAAUCGCAACCAUCGCCAAUCUAUACACGUGGAAUAGGAUGUUUUCGUCGUUAAUAUUUUCGCAAAGGAGACAACUGCAAAGGAGUAUCGCGAAAUUGGACACUUUAAAAUCGGAGGGAUUUUUGCAAGCGUUGAAGCGAGAGGUUAAUUUAAUGAAAGACAUGGUGAAGUGCUUGGAUAGUCUGAGUGCUCAACAGACGAGGCUUGUUAUAAUUGUUGAUGGUCUCGACAGCUGUGAACAAGAUAAAGUCCUGCUGGUUUUGGACGCUGUUCAUUUACUUUUCUCGGAUGCCAGUAAUCCUUUUAUUAUUAUAUUAGCGAUCGAUCCUCAUGUAAUCGCAAAGGCAGUAGAAGUAAGCAGUAGAAGAUUGUUUAGCGAAAAUAAUAUAGGAGGACACAGUUACCUGUGCAACAUGGUUCACCUUCCAUUCUAUUUGCAAAACUCUGGUUUACGGAAGGUUAAAAUCGCGCAACAGACCUCCCAAUAUCAUCGUAAGAUGACGCUCGGUGGAUGGAACGAUGUUGACGACAACGUCAAUAUCGCCGGAAAUAAUCUGCUAGUUCGAUCGUUAUCAAGUCGAAGGUUAUCUACUGAAAGUACCCUAAUGUCUAGCACAGAAAAGUUGAAAUUUGCACGAAAGAAAUCUCUCAAAUUGAAAAUAUCAGAUUCAGUUGCAAGUUCUAUUGGAUCCAAUCUUAAUAAAAUUGGAGGAGCUCAAGAUCUCACGAAAAUGUUGCUCACUGACGAUUAUUUCAGCGACGUUAAUCCAAGAUCAAUGAGACGGCUUAUGAACGUUGUAUACGUCACAGGGCGCCUUCUGAAGGCAUUCCAGAUAGAUUUUAACUGGUACAGACUUGCGUCAUGGAUCAAUAUUACCGAACAGUGGCCGUUCAGGACUUCGUGGAUAAUUUAUCAUUACGACACAUUUGAGGAUUCGCUCGAGGACAAUACACCAUUAAAAUCUCUAUAUGAAAAAGUUCGUCCAUUCAUACCCAGCUUGAAGGACAUCGAGCCCCUAUUGGAACUGGAUCGGGACGAACGUAAAUUCGACAUAUUCUUAACAUACCACAGAUCUAGUUUACUAGUAAGUGAUCUUAAAAUCUUUUUACCAUUCACAAUAAAUUUGGAUCCUUACCUGAAAAAAGUGAUAAAAGAGGAAACGCAAGGAAUGGACGACGAAGGAAUCAUGAUGGCUCCCGUCCGAAAUAAUCCCGUUAUGUCCAAUUAUAUGGCAACUGGGACUACCCCCUGGACCAACGAUUGGUCUGCGCCGAACACUACCAGUGCUAAGAAAGUGAGAGGCUUCGGGAAGAGUUCUGUUCAAGUGCCACCCACUGUGAUAUACCCGCCUAAUACGGGAAUGAUUAACUGGCAGCGGCCGUGGGAGCCUCCUACAACUUUUCAUCAUUUGGGACCGGUGACCGAACUAUCGCCGGAGAUAUUAGAAACCAAGCUAUCUCAGUUAAAUGUGGACGGCGUUUGCAAGCUUCUUAGUAAAAUCGAGGACUUAGAUUUAAACGCGAUCACAAAGUAUAAGCAGGUCAUCAAGGACAAUAAUAUAAAUGGAAGAGUGCUUCUACAUUGCGAUUUGAGUGAGCUGAAGAAGUUGUUAAACAUGAAUUUCGGGGAUUGGGAAAUGUUCAGAGUACUUAUCGUUUCUUUAAGAGAACACGAAAUGACUACAGUUGUUAGGCAUGACGAAAAUAAACAUGUUAGAGCACCAGCGCCAAAGCAGCAAGCCACUGUACCACCACGCGAACGAAAAGCAAGUGCGCCUAAAGUUACCGCUGGGUUGUCCGACAAAGACCUUGGGAAACUACAAGGAGAGAUCAAGAACAAGCAAUGUAUAAUCGAAAAACAGCAUCAGAUAACUCUGGAGGAUCAAAUGAUAUGUGGGGCGUUACAAACCUUAAACGAGGAGGCCUGCGAAGAUGUUCUGGAAGAAACCGAAGAUAUCAAACUGGAAAUUCCGCAAACGUCAGUGAUACCGCCUAGUCCCGAUGGUCUCCAAGAUACAAAAUUUGUUCGAUCACGUUCACAAAGUACCGCUGGAGUAGAGGAAACUGAUUAUGUAAUGUUACAAUCGUCUCCUAUUGGCUUUAUGCAUUGGCAACCUGUGAGCAUAUCUGUUCAUGGUAAUACCGAAAGUUUAAGUGAUCACAGUUCGCAUGGAAAUUCUCAGCCUUCGUCACCAGUUGGAGAAAGAUCUCGAAAAUAUGGUCGCGCCGAAUGGGACACAGUGACACAACGACGAGGUAGCAAACACGUGAUUAUUAAUCCCGAUAGUAUACUUACUGCGGAUAAAAAGGCCAGGCCAAUUUCAUUAAAUUUACUAAAAGAAACUAAACCGAUAUAUAGGCAUAGAUCGAAGUCGAUUGACAUCGAUGGUCGACGACAUAGCCACUCUAAAACCACAUCUCUUAAUAAAUUAAGGGAAAAACUAUUACAUUCCAAUCCCGACCUAAAUGAAGAAAGUGAUUCCGAAAGUACGCCUUUAGUGUCUCAGUUAGUCACACCGCUAACGAGUCCCGAAAUGAAAGUGGAGGCCUCAAGUUCGUCGACCGAUAGCGCUAUUAUUUCCGCUCGUUCCGAUAACCAAAUUCAUUUACCGCCAAAGUACUGUAAAUAUAAGGAGAGUUUUAGCGAUAUAUACAAGUUUAGCCCUACCAAAUCGUCAAACGAUGAAAUCAUUAGCGAUAACAGUUUGAACGACGAGGCCCACACGAAUUGGUACCGUGACCCGCAAAUUAGACCUCGCACAAUGUCAGAGUGUGCCGAUUCCGUAGCAUCUUAUAGUUUACAACAUGGCACGCCAUCUGCUAGCGCUAACAGCCUAUGUUCCCCGAGCAUGAGUUUUCUGAGUCGACAGAACGCUUUAGAUUCAGAAGAAUACAUUGCCGAUGUGUAUUGUGAUCCAGAAACUAGAGUUUAAUAUUGUCAGUAUUUCCGUUAAUAGUUUAUAUGUCAGUAUUUUUAAUUUUAAGCUUAGAUUUUAGUCAACAGAUGCCUGCCUUUUUACCAUAAAAUAGUUGAGUUACCAAAAUAUUUUAAGGAAUAUAAUAUAUUGUAAAUAUUUUAUUUAUUUACUCAACAAUAAACGUUCAACAAAAUA
Molecule: messenger RNA, 5652 nt
Organism: Photinus pyralis (common eastern firefly)
Lineage: Eukaryota; Metazoa; Arthropoda; Insecta; Coleoptera; Lampyridae
Gene: Arms
Product: kinase D-interacting substrate of 220 kDa
Exons: 26
Coding region: 139-5472 (1777 amino acids)
Molecular function (GO): protein binding
Source: RefSeq, a predicted model, not a curated record